Molecule: messenger RNA, 519 nt
Organism: Aspergillus alliaceus
Lineage: Eukaryota; Fungi; Ascomycota; Eurotiomycetes; Eurotiales; Aspergillaceae
Exons: 3
Coding region: 1-519 (172 amino acids)
Source: RefSeq, a predicted model, not a curated record
AUGUCUCGUAUAACAGACAAUGGUCAGCUUGACUUCCUCCUGAGCUGCAUUCGUCACUCAAACAGCGGAAAGGUUGAUUUCGAAGAAGUCGCGAAAGAAUGCAGUAUCGUUACUAAAGGAGCUGCCGCGAAACGCUACGAGCGUCUCGUAAAAGGCCGCAACAACACCUCGCACGGUGCAUCCUCGACCAACAGUCCAGUUUCUAGCCCAAAGAAAACUAACAAAUCAUCGGUUACAAAGCGCAAGGCAGUACCCAAGGCCGCUGUGCCGAAGAGAGCAGGUUCCAAGAACGAGAAAGUGAAAGCAAUGAAGGUGAUUGCUGUUGCUUAUGCAGAAAGCCUGCUAAAGCAUAUGGCUGACCCUGACAAGGUCGAAGGGCAAUCUUCUGGAGAGGAGACUGAGAUUGACGAGGAAGGGCCUGGAGUUAGUGAUACUGCCUUAUUCGAUCAGUUCUGUUAUACUGACGACGGGAAUGGAUAUGUGCAGGUCAAGGGGGAAGAUUCUGAUGCGGAUGCUUAA